CCUUGGUCACUGUGUGAUAGAUAGACUACAUUGGUCUGGAGAACAAGAUACGGCUAGGAUGUCAAGAACACUACGAGGAGCAGCGAUCGUCGCUCAAUCAGCCGUUGCCGGACCGUCCCGCCUGACUUUUCGAUCAACCCCGUUACCGAAUCAGAUACAACGACGUCAUGCGAGUUUUGGAAGUUGGUUUUCAGCGUUGGUGGGACUGAAGGAGAAGCCAACCUCGAGUCGUCGAGACAAGAGUGGAAAAGACCCGUUGGAGACGAAUCCGUUUGACGUUGUGGUAAAGGAGCAGAAGACAGUCCUGCAGACAAAGCCUACCAGGAGAUUAGAGUAUAGAUCGUAUACCAACAAGGAUCCCAGCAUUCACCAGAUUUCACCUCUCAAGUUGAAUAAUUUAGCGAACCAGAUUGCUGGACUGCCGGUUGAUGAAGCCAUCAUCCAGAUGCAGCAUUCAUCGAAAAAAGCAGCUAGAUGGAUCAAGAAGGAGCUUGAAGCAGGGAAAGACAUUGCGAUUCAUGAAAGGGGACUGAAGAGGUCCUUACUGCAAGUUUCCGAGGCAUGGGUGCAGAAAGCCAAGUUCGGACCAAAGAAGAUUGAUAUUAAGGGAAGAGGUAGAUAUGGUAUCAAAAUCAGACCAUUCUCUCGUCUACGGUUCACCUUGACAGAGGGCAUGACACCGCGUCAAAAGGAGGAAAUCAAGUUCCAGAAGGAUAUCGAUAGGUAUGCCAGGGGCGCAGCUAUUGUCAGGGAAGACACGCCUCUCAGACGGAAGAUCACUGGCAAUUGGGCAUGGUAGU
Molecule: messenger RNA, 800 nt
Organism: Kockovaella imperatae
Lineage: Eukaryota; Fungi; Basidiomycota; Tremellomycetes; Tremellales; Cuniculitremaceae
Product: ribosomal protein L22/L17
Exons: 5
Coding region: 59-799 (246 amino acids)
Biological process (GO): translation; ribosome assembly
Cellular component (GO): mitochondrial large ribosomal subunit; ribosome
Molecular function (GO): structural constituent of ribosome
Source: RefSeq, a predicted model, not a curated record